Messenger RNA from Centropristis striata (black sea bass), 3513 nucleotides. RefSeq names its product G protein-coupled receptor 63 (gene gpr63). Gene Ontology annotation, cellular component: membrane. The coding region runs from base 502 to 1719 and encodes 405 amino acids. Gene Ontology annotation, biological process: G protein-coupled receptor signaling pathway. Gene Ontology annotation, molecular function: G protein-coupled receptor activity. The record is from RefSeq and is a predicted model, not a curated record. NCBI's taxonomy places the organism in Eukaryota, Metazoa, Chordata, Actinopteri, Perciformes, Serranidae. The transcript has 2 exons.
CAGCUUACAUCUCACAUCUGUGUGAAGAGAAGGAUGAAAAAGAAGCUUGACAAAUUUCGCUCUAUACAAACGUGGAUAAUCAGUGCGGGGUCUCUCGUGCUCCCGUGGAAACAAAGCGACACCAACCAAAUGCGGAAUUUACUUUAUCUCCGACUUCAGCUGUGUAUGUAGUGGCUCCACCGGCGAUCGCGCUGCUGUUUAGAUUUAUACAGCUUCGGGACUUAACGUUACAUUUGAAGAAGCAUCGUUGGCCUGCUAGUUUCGUAAAAAAAACCUCUUUCACGCCUUGACUACAACGAGGAGGAGAAAGCUUUUUGGGCGGCGAGAUGCACCAUUUGGAGGGCUGAGCUGUAGCUCCUGAGCUUCAACAUGGGAGAAGGAAGCAGGGUAUCGUAGCCAUGAAGACGCCGCCAUAUUUCGCUGAUCUGGGAAUAUACGCACCUAUGGCAUCAUGUUUAGUGUGAGCUCACCAGCAAGGAUGCCUGUUCACCCUGGAGAAGAAUGGUUCACUCCACUACUGUUCCCCUUCCAGAGGCAGGGGACAUUAACGCCAGUCUCUGCUGCCUCGUUAAGGGGCUGUUGAACCUUUCAGAGAGGCUAACGAUGGAGAACAUCUCCAUGGGCUCCCGGUCACCCCAGGAUCCAGCCACACCAACCCCGGAGUCCCCUGAGAGCCUGCAAGGCGUCGGCCUACCUCUGCAGAUCUUCUUCUGCUUUGUCAUGGCCGCCAUCCUGCUUGUGGCUCUGUUGGGAAACAUGGUGGUGUGCUUGAUGGUGUACCAGAGAUCUGCCAUGCGUUCAGCCAUUAACAUCCUUUUGGCGAGCCUGGCGUUUGCAGACAUGAUGCUGGCCAUCCUGAACAUGCCCUUCGCUCUGGUGACCGUUGUGACCACCAAGUGGAUUUUUGGAGACGUUUUUUGUCGAGUUUCAGCCAUGCUCUUUUGGUUUUUUGUGAUGGAGGGUGUGGCUAUUCUGCUUAUAAUAAGCAUAGACCGUUUUCUUAUUAUUGUCCAGAAGCAAGAUAAGCUUAGCCCACAGAGAGCUAAGCUGCUCAUAGUGGUCACAUGGGGACUCUCUUUUAUUUUCUCUUUCCCCUUGGCUAUCAGUUCCCCUUCCCUACAGAUUCCUCCCAGGGCCCCUCAGUGUGUAUUCGGCUACAGCGUUGAGCCUGGUUACCACACCUAUGUACUGGUAUUAAUGCUAGUCUUCUUCUUCCUACCUUUCAUGGUCAUGCUGUACACAUUUAUGGGGAUCCUGAACACCAUCCGCCACAAUGCCAUCCGCAUCCACAGCCACCCAGACAGCAUCUGUCUGAGCCAGGCCAGCAAACUGGGUCUGCUGAGCCUCCAGAGGCCUUUCCAAAUGAACAUAGACAUGAGCUUCAAGACCCGUGCCUUCACCACCAUCCUCAUCCUCUUCUCUGUGUUUACAGUGUGCUGGGCACCCUUCACUGCCUACAGUCUGGUUGCUACCUUUAGUGAUAGCUUCUACCACAAAGACAGCUUUUUUCAAAUUAGCACAUGGGUCCUGUGGUUGUGCUACCUCAAGUCAGCCCUCAACCCUCUCAUUUACUACUGGCGGAUCAAAAAGUUCCGCGACGCCUGCCUUGAUCUGAUGCCCAAGUACUUCAAGUUUCUUCCUCAGCUGCCAGGCAACACCAAGAGACGCAUACAACCGAGUGCAGUUUACGUGUGCGGAGAGCAUCGCUCUGUGGUAUGAAGGAUAAAUCCACCCUCAAACACUGUUAAAAACGGAUUUUUACACAAUGUAUCUUGCAGUUCUGAGCCUGUUUUGUUGUUUGGUGAUAUACUUCUCUUGACAUGUGAUCAGAAUGAAAAUAGCACUGCAUUAAAAACAGCAAGGGGCUGAUCUGUUGCAAGUACUAGUGAGAAAACAUAAGACCAUCAAGGAAAUCCACUUUUUGUCUUUUGUGAGUUUUAGGACUAAUUAGAUACCAAAUGACCUGUGCACCAUGGUGAAUAUCAUUUGAUUUUUAAAACUGGAACAGGGCUUGGUAUUGUUUGAACUUUUCUGAAAUGUAACCUGGGUAGUUCGUCCCUGAUACCAUCCUUAAGGAAUAUAACAGAAUUUUCUUCAAAACUCUUUUUUACAUGAAAAAAGAAGCCAAACUUAGCAAAUGUUAAACAGAAAAUAUAAACAGCUUUACAAGAGCUUUGCCUUAUAAAUUACAGCAUAGAUUUUUAAAUUAUCUGUCUGAUUAGAAAAUAUUCUGAUGAUAUUCAAAUUAUGUUGCAUUUCCUUGCUGCAGCCCCUGCAGUGUUUGAUGCAGUGCUAAUGUUGGUGUCAGUUUUUCUCUGAGGUUUGACAACAAUCAGGGUGUGUAUGAAGACUCUCAGUAGAUCAUGGAACAUCAGAUUGGUCAAGGCAACUGGACUUGCCGUGUGGAAGAACCAGAUUCCCAUUUUGAAAGAGGAAAAAUAUAGUUGCUGUACUGAUAUGAUUUGCAGUAGUAUUUUCUACAUUAUAUUUGUCACAAGGUCAUUUCAAAUUGCUCCUCAUACAGUCGAUUGUAGCUGAUAUUUCUAAAACUUGAAUCCAGAUACAAAAUUUGAACUUGUAACUACCCUGAAAGUCCAGUUGCCUUUGCGUGUGUGGAGAUUAGUUCAUUCAGUUCAUUAUAUAUCCAGAAGUACCAGCUGAAAGACAGCUGUGUUGGCUGUUUUGUCUCAGUCUGACCAAACAACAGGUACAUUUCUCUUUGAUUUAGUUAUUGUAGAUAAAGAAUCUCACUGGAAAAAUCUUUUCAUAGAUGUGUGUAAGAUUUUUACCUUAAUACAGUUAAAAUUGGCAAAAUUAUUAUGGUAGUCAUAACUGUCUGAUCAAAGUCAACAAGAAUACUAAACUGAUCUUUAACAGGUUUGAAAACCUUUUUUUUUUUUUGGUACAAAACAUAUUUCAAUUGGAUAGUCAGCUUUAUAGAUAGACCAGAAUGCAGUGCAGACGUUUCCAGCUGAAGAAAGAACCUUGGAUGAUGUUCUGUGCUAUCACUAUAACUCCACCUACACAUCAGAAACUCAUUUGAAGGUGAUGCAAUGUCCUUCUGUGUAAUAAAAGAAACCUUCUAAGUGAAGUAGUUGACUGAAGGAAACUGUAAAAGUAAAUGAAAACACUUUUAUAACUCAUGGAAUGCACUGAAUGGCACAUACUGUGUGAGAGUAUAAACUGAUGAAGUUUUCCUUUAAUGUUGUACGAUGAAGACGGGCGCUGCUGGGUUCCACUUGACUAUACCUUUUUCUUGCCACUGGGAUCAUGAGUCAUGGGGAAAGGACAGUGUGUUUAAGCUGCAUAGAAUUUAUUUUAUGAGGCAUGUAAAUUAAUAGCUUAAAUGGAAUUUGAAUAUGGUCAGAAAGUGGCCACGACACAUUUGGACGUGUGUAUUUCUAUUUAAAUGUUUUGGAUGUGCCUAUUGAUUAGUCCAUUUGCCAGUCAGAAUGCUGCUAUAUCUGGUGAAAAUGUGCAAUUUCAGUGUACUGUACUGUUGAAUGUAAUAAA